AUGGCCUUCUUCAGUUCUCGGCGCUGCCAAACCCCGCCCCCCCCUCCGGAUCCCGGUGUAUUUUCUACUUCACUCGACACAAUGAGGAUUUACUUCUACGGAAAGAUGGCUUCCAAAGACAAAAAACACAGAGCUAUGGGUGAUGAGGAGUGGAUGUCCCGUCUGCGUAGUGACACCACAACCAGGACCCUCAUCUGCAUCCCCCUCCAUCACACCUGGGCAACCACCACGCAAGCCCACUUUGACUUUGGCAUCAUUUACAAAACCACGGUUCGGGGGAUCACAUGGUGCCCAUGCACAGCCAAACUUGGCUUCGGGUGGGCAGCGUGGAAUCAAGACCACAACUGGCACGCCGUCACCUGGCCACAGUCCCAGGCACUAUAUUCAGACUGUCUCUCCUCUGUCUCUUCCCCCCUCUACUGUGUCUGCAACCAGCUCCACUUCCUGUGUCACAUCGGCUGCUACUGGAGCUCAUCAAGCAGGCGAUCGGGGGUCACAUCGGAGCGAGUGGCCCUGCUGGUCCUCAGUGUUCUCCUGGCAGCUGCCGUCAUAGCUCUUGGUGUAACCCUUUAUGAAAAUACUCAAACCAAGAAGAGUCUCCAAAAGCUUUAAGAUGAAUGUGAGGCAAAACCUCUCUCAGUAACCAAUAAAACUUGUCCGAGGUGUGAGGACGGCUGGGAGCCACAUGGAGGAAAGUGCUACUUCUUCUCCUCGGUUACUUCAUCCUGGACUCAGAGUAGAACACAAUGCACAUCAAUGAGAGGAGACCUGGUUGUGGUAAACAGCAACGAGGAGCAGAAAUUCCUGGAGUCUAGAGUGAGUGAAAAAAUGGAAAAAGAUGAGGACAUGUUCUGGAUCGGACUGACAGACUCAAAGAACGAGGGUGAAUGGCUUUGGGUGGACAACUCACGACUGGAUUCAAGUUUGACGUUUUGGCGUGAGGGCGAGCCAAACAACGUGAAAGUGGAGAAUCCUGAUGGAGAGGACUGUGUGAGGAUGGGGGAGAAAAAAGGAGCCACGGACCUGAAGUCCUGGGUCGAUCAAUCCUGCGAAUCGACUCAAAAAAGUAUUUGUGAGAAACCAGAAAAAGCAUGA
Messenger RNA from Limanda limanda (common dab), 1095 nucleotides. Its product is annotated as C-type lectin domain family 7 member A-like. The record is from RefSeq and is a predicted model, not a curated record. NCBI's taxonomy places the organism in Eukaryota, Metazoa, Chordata, Actinopteri, Pleuronectiformes, Pleuronectidae. The transcript is spliced from 11 exons.